This is a messenger RNA of Clunio marinus, 802 nucleotides long. The record is from the annotation of a GenBank genome assembly. Lineage: Eukaryota; Metazoa; Arthropoda; Insecta; Diptera; Chironomidae.
ACUUCUUUAAUUAAUUUCAAAAACAAACAUUUUCAAAUUUCACUUCAAUGUGAAAUUUCAUCUUAUUUCGUAAAUGAACAAAUAGUCCACGUCAUUCACUUAAGUCUUCUAAGACUAGCGAACUCUGUGACAAUAUUGGAAAUGGAAGAAUUACUACAAAAUGAUGCACAACGAAAAACUACAAACAAUUAUCUUGGAAAGAUUCUAAUAGGAACAUCCGCAGCAAUUGCAGUAGGAAUUUCUGUCGUUUGCUUUCCUUUUGUGUCACCGGCGCUAAGAAAGUUCACAUUACCUUUCAUACCAGCGACAGAUAAUCAAUUGAGAAACAUAUUAAAAGUUUUACCGAAACAUCCAAGCAAAGGGAUUAAAGUUUUGGAUAUAGGAAGUGGUGAUGGUAGGAUUGUUAUUGAAGCAGCAAAACGAGGAUUUGAAGCUCAUGGAGUUGAAUUAAACUAUUGGCUGGGAUUAUAUUCUCGUAUCGCUGCCUUACGUGGAGGAGUCUCCAAAACAGCAAAAUUCUAUAGAAAGGAUUUAUGGAAAUUUCCGCUUUCAAGUUAUAAUUAUUGUGUGAUCUUUGGUGUUGAAGAAAUGAUGGAGAAAUUAGAAGAAAAGUUCCAAAACGAACUAAAAGAUGGAUCAACAAUUAUUGCCUGUCGUUUUCCUCUUAAAAAUUGGAAGCCUACAAAAGUUCUAUCUGAUGGUGACACAGACACUGUAUGGGUAUACAAUAAAUCUGUUUAAAAAUUAUUUGUGAAUUUAGUCAAUACUUAAAUAAAAGAACGAAAAUUUAACGGCUGCUGAA